Molecule: messenger RNA, 5039 nt
Organism: Delphinapterus leucas (beluga whale)
Lineage: Eukaryota; Metazoa; Chordata; Mammalia; Artiodactyla; Monodontidae
Source: RefSeq, a predicted model, not a curated record
GGGGGGCACCCCUGAACCCACUACAGGGAGGGAGGAGGAGUCAAGGAUGGCUCCAGACUUCCUGCUUGAGGAGCUGUGUGGGACAGACAGACAGCAGCGUAAAGACAUCAGGACCACUGAUCCGGGGACACGAGAUCAUGGGUGCGCGGGUGGUGAGACCGGACCUGGUGGCAGCCUCAAGCGCCUCGCCUUAACCUUUUCUUCUUUUUCACGUGAGUGAGGCUGAAAACCUUUCAGUUCGUCCUUACUUGGCGAAAGCUGUUCUGUAAAGCUAAUGCAUAGAUUGUCGGCUCAACUCAGUAAAGGUUGUGAGGACCUUCAUAGUGUGGGGACCCCUGAGGCCUCGCACGGUACCAGGUUCAGCGUCGGGGCUGGGAGGGCCCAGCUGUCCCGGGCUCUCGGCACUGACCAGCUUGGCCACUUCCCAGCUGUGUGGCCUCGGGGAGGUCUCUGAGCUUCUCAGGUUGCUUCCUUUGUACAACAGAGUUGAAAACACUUACGAACAGGGUCAUGGAAAUAAUCAUGUAAUGCUUGAAAGUGCUCGACACAGAACCAGUCUGGGUUUGGUUUUGUUUUUACUUUUAAUGGAGGAGUUCCGCAUCAGGAUUUUACUUUACAUUCACCAAACCCAUCAGCUGGAGAGUGUCCGCGAUUACGCGAUGCUUGGUGAAACAUCCACGUUCCUCUUGAGCGUGAAUUAUUGACAAAUGCUUGUGAUUCUUCCUUUCCUAAGCACUCAGGUGAGAAAAAUCCCACUUCAUUGUAGAUUCUCUUUUAUUAAGGAAAUACUUUAUUUAGGAGCCUGGGAAAAUGGUGCUUGAUGGAUACAUAAUAAGCAGGUGGAUAAGAAAAACAGUAACCUUCCCUCAUAAAAAGAAGGCAAGGAAGUGAAAAAUCCGCAAAAGGAGUGAUGCUAAAGAACUUUGCAUUUAGAGAGAGAGAGAGAUCACUUGUCAGUUCCUUUCUUCAGUUUCCUUCGGUUGCCCAGCUCCGUUGCCGUACCCUUAGAAUGGCUCUUCCUCCAGCACUAAAUCAAUGAGCCAGCACUCCAUACAGCUGUGCCUGCCCUCAACCUCCACGUGACUCUGUACCCCAGCCCCCCUCCUUCCUGUCCCAUAGCCCUUUCCUGGCACGGUUUCCUCGCUGACCCAGCCUGGAUCCCAGAGCCAGGCAUGGUCUCACUCUCCAUUGGAUCUCAGCCUUGACCUAUAGCCCCCCAUCCCCAGCCUUCAGACGUCUCUCUCCUGGUCUCAGGGUUUUCUGGCUCCUCAUUGAUGGCAGAAAUCACGACCGUGCCUUAGCCAUUUCCCCAGCCUCGGCCAAGGCCAGAGAGCUGCUUGCCCAUCUUCUUGUAUAUCCCAGUCUCACAAACUUGUUAAGACCUUGAUCCAGGUCUCAUGUGCAUCACUUACUGGAAGCACCAAACAUCUUCUGCCAACCAUCUGGAUGCCAGAAUGCCAUCUUUCACAAGUCAGCUCCCAGAAUCUGACCUCCCCUGUGAAACCUUCUGCCCUGAUUCAUCAGAGGACAGUGAAUGUCCUUCUGUUAACCAUUAUAGCCUGGACCGAGGCUUCUCCUGGUCACUUCACAUGUUCUCAACCCUCACACGUGCCUAAGGUGCUUGCUCUUACCUCCUACCCUGAGAGUAUGACACGCUUACUUUGCACCUGGUUCACUUUGUUUUCUUUUCUUUUGUCACGAAAUGUAAGGAUUUAUUGCAAGUAGUCCAAAUUGAAGUUUAGUUUCCAAAAUUGCAGGCAUGAGCAGUGUCUCAAUGGAAUACCCACUUUAGUGAAAUUUACUUCAGUGGUCCUCCUUCUGUUGGAUAAUUUGCUUCAAGGUUUUCAGCCUGGUUGCUAAUACAGCAGAAGAGCCUUCGUGCAUGUGAUGUUCUCUGUAUUUAGGGCUCUUUCUUCAGGAUAGAUUCUGACACAUGAAGAAGUUCAACGUUCUGCGCCUCUUGAAAAGUAAUGCAGAAUUGCCAUUCUGGGAGCUUGUGGUGAUUUAAAGUGCUCCUAGCAAUACACAAAGGUGUUUGAUUUCACCACUUCCCCUGGAGGAGUGGAAAGUGAGAUAGAAGAUCAGCUGGAGAUGAGGGGAGAGCCUGGAAGUGCUUAGUGCCCAGUCAAAUACAGCGAACAUCUCACCUUCCCAUCUGUCCUAAAGGUCCAGGUAGAAUCCCAAUCUCAUGUUGACUCAGCAGGUCACCUGUCUCCGGGGUUUAGUCUCAUAGACCAAAGGAGAUGUGAGCACAGAGUUGGCUUCCCUGCCAAGAAGCUGUGCAAACUUCAUCCUCUCAGCAGCGGAUUCCCUGUAAGUCUGACCAAGAGUGUGUCUUGGGAAAGUGAGCUUUGCGUGAAUCAUUUCCACCCUGCUCUUGCUCCAGAGUCGGGAUCAUCCACUUAAUUCCUGGCUGGAAGUAACCAGUGGGUUCUGCUGAGCUGGCCGCAAGUGUGUGCUGGGAUUGUCAGGCUCUUUCCUAAGUCGUAGUGGGGCUUGUUUGUUUCAUGGAGACGGUACAGCCCCUUGCUCAGUGGCCGUUUUGAUUUGUUCUCGGAAUACGAAGCUGUCCCCCAUCAGAAACAUACAUCCUCCCUCUCCAUGGAGGAUCCUUCUUCCGUAUCAGACCAGUUCUCCCAAAGAAAGCUCCUUCCUGGUGGGCAACUCAGCAACGACGUACCAAGAGAGAUGGACGGUUCAGCUGAGCAACAGAACCUUAAGCUUUGUUAGCAGACGCGUGUCUUCAAGUUCUGCCUCUCUCAUUGGCUCGCAGUGUGAGCUCAGCCUGGUGGCUGGAACCCUCUGAGCCUCACUUCCCACAUCUGUAAAAUGGGGACAAAGGCUGUCUCUGCCCCCUAGGGCUUCAGGCAGAGCACUCCGUGUGAUCUCCCCCUCCUCGCCAGGGAAGCUCAAAGAUGAGAUGGACCAAACCCCCGCAGUGCGCUCUGAAUAUCUGCUCUCAGGGAUUCGAACUCCCCCCGUGAGGAGGAACAGCAAACUGGCCACCCUGGGCAGAAUCUUCAAACCCUGGAAAUGGAGGAAAAAGAAAAAUGAAAAAUUGAAGCAGACAACAUCCGCCUUGGAGAAGAAGAUGGCCAGCAGGCAAGGUCGGGAGGACCUCAUCAAGAAGGGGCUCCUGGAGAUGAUGGAGCAGGACGCUGAGAGCAAAGCGUGCAGCCCCGACGGAGAUCCCCGAGUCGUACAGAGUGAACCUUCCACUCCCAAGCAGGAGCCGCUGACCUCGGCGGAAGCCCAGCUGGGGAGCCCUUUGGCCACUGGGACGGACCAGGCUUCCCUGGAUGAGACGCUGUCCUCGGACACCCCUUCAGACGAUGCAGCCAAGAUGUCAUCCGCAUCCAGAGAUGAAGAAGCAGGUGCUGCGGGCAGCCUCCCACCUACCACGGACGAGCCCUCUCAAGCCUUAGCUGGGUCCGACUCCCUGGACAGUCCUCCCAGACCCCUGGAGAGAUCCGUGGGCCAGCUCCCCAGCCCCCCGCUGCUGCCCACCCCACCGCCCAAGGCAGGCUCCAGAACCACGAGGAGUGUCACAGGCCAGGCCACACUCUUCCAAGGCUCUGGCGGGAAGAGUACUGACCCUCCUGUCCGAGGCCAGCUUUCCACGCCCACGGGGUCCCCACAUCUCACCACUGUCCACCGGCCGCUGCCCCCCAGCCGAGUCAUCGAGGAGCUGCACAGGGCGCUGGCCACCAAGCACCGCCAGGACAGUUUCCAAGGCAGGGACAGUAAGGGGUCCCCGAAGAAACGCGUGGACGUCCGGCUGUCGAGGACGUGCAGUGUGGAGCGGGGCAAGGAGCGGGGCGAGGCUUGGAGCUUUGAUGGAGCCUCGGACGGCAAGUGGACCGUGGCUCAGGAGUCCGAGGAGAAUAAGGAGAACCUGAUUAUGAAUUCCGAACUCAAGGAUGACCUGCUUUUGUAUCAAGACGAAGAGGCCCUGAAUGACUCCAUCAUCUCUGGAACACUGCCGAGGAAGUGCAAGAAGGAGCUCCUGGCAGUGAAACUGAGGAACCGGCCCAGCAAGCAGGAACUGGAGGACCGCAAUAUCUUCCCCAGGAGGACGGCCGAAGAGAGGCAGGAGAUCCGGCAGCAGGUUGAGAUGAAGCUCUCCAAACGGCUGAGCCAAAGACCCGCCGUGGAAGAACUGGAGAGAAGAAACAUCUUGAAACAAAGGAAUGAUCAGACAGAGCAGGAAGAAAGAAGAGAAAUCAAGCAGAGAUUGACAAGAAAGCUGAAUCAGAGACCCACGGUUGAUGAACUGAGAGACAGAAAAAUUCUGAUACGAUUCAGUGACUACGUGGAGGUGGCGAAAGCACAGGACUACGACAGGCGGGCAGACAAGCCCUGGACAAGGCUGUCGGCAGCAGAUAAGGCAGCGAUUCGUAAGGAACUGAAUGAGUACAAAAGCAAUGAAAUGGAGGUACAUGCAUCAAGCAAGCACCUGACAAGAUUCCACAGGCCAUAGAGAUUUUCUUCUGAGAAGAAUUGUGUUUAAUUUUUUGAUACCAACACUGAACAUUCAUCAGGGAACUUUCCUGAAGUUCAGCUCACGACUCCCUGCUGUGUUUGUGCGAGGAGCAGGACCCGCACAGGUGAAAUCUUGGCCACACUCACCUGUAAGAGGACCAGCAGAGGGCACUCUUCACUCUCUGGUGUCUGAGGAGUGUGAACUGCUGGGGUCAGUAAAGACCCCAAGUAACUCGACCAGAAGAAAACUGUUGUUUGCCUUUCCGCCUUGUUUUGCAGUUCUGCGGUGUGACCAGGGACGGCCGCGUGCGUGUGCAGGGUCGCCGCGCCGAGGCUCCGACCGAGGGACGUGUACGCAGUGUCUUCAGUACCGUGUGGAAAAGACGUUUUUAUUCUGAUCACAGUUAAUUUGAAAACUCUUUAAGUUCGUGUCAUACAAAAUGACUUACUGUGUUAUUCUUUUUUUAUAUAAUGUCUAACAAAAAAUGCAGCUGCAACAUUUUCAUUCCUGUUAAUUUUGUUCUUUAAUUAAAUGACUACUCAUUGCAGGAAAUUAA